UGCAAAUAUAACGUUGACUACGGAGUAUACCUCAGAGAUACCUCGAGCUGAGUGAACCUUUCUUCGCGAGGAACCCCGCCUCCAUAGCUCUGUCUGGUGAAAAGAAACCCAAAAAUCUACCAUUCAGAUGUCACCUCUACCCCUCGAGGGCUUUGACGACUACGCGACUGUAGCCCAGCUAGUUCAGCCCCCUCAAGUACCUCGCCAUCGCUCCCACGACCCCUCAAAUAACCAGAAGCGGUCAGAUCCCUUCCAAUUCGGUUCCCGAUACCUCGAAGAAGGCGACGAUGUAUUUGAAUUCAAUGCCUGGGACCACGUUGAAACCGAUGAAGAUUACAAGCAAUAUGCUCAGCUGCAGAUAGCUAAGCAGCGAGAAUCGCCAGUAUCAGAUUUCAACCGUCAACGAUUCAACUCCGACCCGGCAAAGUGGUGGGAUCUAUUUUACAAGAACAAUACAGGCAAUUUCUUCAAAAACCGAAAAUGGUUGCAGCAAGAAUUCCCGGUGUUGGCAGAGGUUACAAAGGCCGACGCGGGGCCGAAGUUGGUGUUGGAAGUCGGCGCGGGGGCCGGAAACACUGCCUUUCCGAUUCUGGCGAAUAAUUCCAAUGAACAGUUGAAAGUACACGCUUGCGACUAUUCGAAGAAGGCGAUUGAGGUGAUAAGAGAGAAUGAGAAGUACGACGAGAGGUAUAUCAGGGCCGAUGUGUGGGAUGUUACGGCUGAGGGUGAAAGUUCACUCCCACCGGGGCUUGGCGAAGAGUCUGUUGACGUGGUCGUCAUGGUGUUUAUAUUCUCUGCUCUGGCACCUGAACAAUGGGAACGAGCCGUGUCAAAUAUCUAUCGUGUCUUGAAGCCAGGGGGGCAGAUAUUAUUCAGGGACUACGGCCGGGGUGACCUGGCCCAAGUGAGGUUCAAAAAGGAGAGGUACAUGGCGGAAAAUUUCUACGUCAGGGGUGACGGGACCAGAGUUUAUUUUUUCGACAGAGAUGAACUCGCUCAUAUUUGGGGUGAAUGGUGUCCACAACGGGGAUUGCCAAAAAACGAAUUAGCUACAGCGGAGUCUGAAAUAAAUGAGGGUGCGGAAAGCGCAGGAUUUGAAGUGCUUGACCUUGCAGUGGACCGAAGGCUGAUUGUCAACCGCAAAAGAAAGCUAAAGAUGUAUCGCUGUUGGAUACAGGGCCGAUUCCGCAAAAUAGAGCUUACAUCGACUGGUGAAUCUAAUGGAAAUCAAGCUAGACAACUUGAAAAUUGAGAUGGUUGGCAAAAAAGGCAGUGAGUUGAAAUAGUUCUUCAGGAUGUGGCACCGCUUUUUGAAUAUACUAUGGAUGCCCGAAUGCAUGCAUGCCAUGCAUAGCCCAAAAAUCGCCGCAAAAUGUGAUCAAUAUCUGCCACUGAGGGAGCAAGCCAGCUACGUUGGCCGGGGGCCCUCCUCUUCGACAACUCAUUUGUCUGGUGUCGCAAAUCCGGAGGCGAAAUUUGAACCCGCGUGGGAUGAACACAUUGAGGUCGCUCUGAUUGGUCAUUUCGAGGAUAUUAUGAUGAUGGGAUAGAAUACGGAGUACCUUGCAAUAGAUCUCAGAUAGAAUCUAGAGAAUUUAGGGGCCAAGCCAUUUCACGGCGAUGGUGAACUUGACGAGGUAUAUGUGGGAAUUUUAUCACUUGGACAAAAAUAUCUUUUAA
Messenger RNA from Coccidioides immitis RS, 1680 nucleotides. Its product is annotated as actin binding protein. Lineage: Eukaryota; Fungi; Ascomycota; Eurotiomycetes; Onygenales; Onygenaceae. The coding region runs from base 128 to 1252 and encodes 374 amino acids. The transcript is spliced from 2 exons. The record is from RefSeq and is a predicted model, not a curated record. Gene Ontology annotation, molecular function: tRNA (cytidine-N3)-methyltransferase activity.